AUGUCCAAAAAGAUAAUAGAAGAAAAAAUAAAGAGCAGAAGAAAGAUAGUGGAGAAGGCUCAUAGGGACGUAUCAAGCUAUGACAUACUAAGAACAGAGUCUUGCGGUUACAUAGAAGUAGAUUCUGAUGAAAAGACAUAUGACGCAACACAGAGUAAGAUACGAAGACAUGUUAGCAUCAAAGCAUGCGAGCAGGCAUACGAUCUAAGGCUAGACAAUGGGCCAAUUCACGCUAAAUAUUCCAGGAAUGGGAUGCAUAUGCUUCUAAGAAAUGACAGGGGAUACUUGGCGUCAUUCAACACUAAGUCUAUGAAUUUACAUUUUGAAAUUGAUGUGAAUGACAAGAUGUAUGAUGCGAUAUAUCUCCACAAUGAGCGAUUUAUUGCGGUAGCUCAGAAGAAUAAUGUUUUUAUAUAUGACGGGUGCGGUGUCGAAACACAUUGUGUCAGAGAUAACAGCGAUGUAUUUAAGAUGGAAUACUUGCCGUAUCAUUAUCUUUUAGUAAGCGUGUCGCGCAGGGGCUUUCUAAGAUACCAAGACAUAUCUACUGGAAAUUUUGUGAGCCAGAUCUUGAUGAAAAAUCAGGAGGUUAUCUCCAUAAAGCAAAACCCUAUGAAUGCAAUUAUACAUACCGGUAGCACCAAGGGUGUUGUUAGCCUGUGGUCUCCGAGCUCCAAAGAGUACUUGAUGAAAAUAUUGUGUCAUAAAAGUGCUAUCUCGAGCAUUGAGAUUGAGAGAGACGGAAGAUCUAUGGUUACAAUGGGGAUGGACAAUCGAAUCAACGUGUGGGACUUAAGAAAUACUUAUAGACAGCUUAACACUCUUCGGGCAAAAUCUGGCUUAAUAGCAACUUCUUUGAGUCAGAAAAGCAUGCUGGCAUUGUCUUACGGUGGAAAUGUUCACAUAUGGAAAGAUUUUAUCAAUUCUGACUCCGGUGAAGUACUAUAUAUUAAGCAUAAAGUGGGGUCACUUGUAUCAAGUGUCGACUUCUGUAAUCAUGAAGACAUAUUAUGUAUUGGGCACGCAAAUGGGAUAUCAAGUAUCAUUGUUCCCGGGUGUGGUGAUCCUGUAUAUGAUUCUUAUGAGGAUUCUCCCUUUACCUCCAAGAAAGCAAGACGUGAGAAAGAGGUUAGAAGGCUGAUGGAAAAGAUACCUUAUGAGUUGAUAUCUAUGGAGUCUAAGGUUGGAAGUAUUUAUAAGGAGCCAAAGGUAGACAAGCCCAAGGAGGAGUUUUCAAGAUACUUUGAUGCCGAGCCUGUCAGAAAAGGAGCUUUGAGUAGAUUCUACAACAAAGAUGGAUAA
Molecule: messenger RNA, 1302 nt
Organism: Encephalitozoon romaleae SJ-2008
Lineage: Eukaryota; Fungi; Microsporidia; Unikaryonidae
Product: WD40 domain-containing protein
Exons: 1
Coding region: 1-1302 (433 amino acids)
Biological process (GO): maturation of SSU-rRNA from tricistronic rRNA transcript (SSU-rRNA, 5.8S rRNA, LSU-rRNA)
Cellular component (GO): 90S preribosome; small-subunit processome; nucleolus
Molecular function (GO): protein binding
Source: RefSeq, a predicted model, not a curated record